Molecule: messenger RNA, 8613 nt
Organism: Chroicocephalus ridibundus (black-headed gull)
Lineage: Eukaryota; Metazoa; Chordata; Aves; Charadriiformes; Laridae
Gene: ZHX3
Product: zinc fingers and homeoboxes 3
Exons: 5
Coding region: 584-3370 (928 amino acids)
Biological process (GO): regulation of transcription by RNA polymerase II
Cellular component (GO): nucleus
Molecular function (GO): DNA-binding transcription factor activity, RNA polymerase II-specific; DNA binding
Source: RefSeq, a predicted model, not a curated record
GCCCCGCUGCGCCGCCAGCCCCGCUCGCCCCGCGCUCGCCGCCGGGGCCGGGGCCUCCGCCGGACCGCGCCGCGCCGAGCCGAGCCGAGCCGCCACGGCGGCCCGGGGACCUGCCGUGGCCCUGAAUCCCGGCGCAGCUGAAGGGACUACAGGCACUUUAAAGAUGCGCGCGAGCGUGGAGGAGGAACUGGAGAAGGACAGGCCGAGGACGUGGUCCCUCGUGCAGGACCUUUCAUUCCUCUGUUGUAAAAGCUACUGACAAAAAUAAGCAGAGGAGGUAUUGCAUAAGCACCACGAAGUCAUUUGCCCGAUCUGCAUUUCUCGGUGCAUGAGAUCAGCUCAGAAUAUCUGAUAUGAGAAAGCUACUGGUACACAGCUGCUGUAACUGAUAGGAGUCACCUCUGUGAGUCAUCUGGUAGGAUGGUUCAGUGGCAAAUAUGAACAUUUGUCAACAUUUGACAACAACUUCUUGGGACAUCAUGAAUUUGCUGGAAUCUAGACCACAGAGCACUUGCAAUAGCGCUUUUUAAAUUUUCAUUUCAUUUAAGUGAAAGAAAAAUAAUCAUCUGGAUCAAUUGCAGUGAUGGCUAGCAAAAGAAAAUCCACAACUCCCUGCAUGAUACCAGUAAAAACACUGGUGCUUCAGGAGACUGAACUGGAUGCUGUAGAAGAUGAUCGUGAAGGAACACAACAAGAUGCUCCUGCGGAAGGGCCAGCAGCUAGUGAUGCUGCCGCCAGUAACAGUAAUAAUGGAGCUUUGUCUAACGGGCACCGCGGUAUCACUGAUAGUGACACUUAUAUCUGCAAGUCUUGUGACUUUGGAUCUCAAGACGUUCAGCACUUCUUUGGGCACUUGGACUCUGAGCACUUAGACUUUAGCAAAGACCCCGCGUUUGCGUGUGUUGCGUGCGGCUUUCUGGCAAAUAGCCAUGAAGGGCUCUCACACCACAAUGCAGAAUCACAUGCCGGCGAAACGAGCUUCAUCUGGAGGGUGGCUAAGCAGGACAAUCGUACAACUGUGGAGCAAAGUCUCUGUGAAGCUGCCAGCAGCCAUGACCUUCCGGGAGAGGUCCCUGAAGAAGGGGUGGAUGGCCAGUCUGAAAUUAUCAUUACCAAAACCCCCAUCAUGAAGAUAAUGAAAGGUAAACCAGAGGCCAAAAAAAUCCACACGCUGAAAGAGAAUGUGUCAAGUCAGCUGGGCAGUGAGUCAGAGGUGAAAGAUGGAGAGCAUUCAUUCCCAAAUGGAUCUGUGCCAGUCAGCCAGCCUACUGCAAGUUUGACAAAAUCAUCUCAUAUAGUGAAUGGCUCCAUCAUAGGAAACGUGCCUGUUCUGCAGGCGGGUGUUGCACAACUUGUGUCACUGCAGCAGCAACCCCCGUUGCAUCAGCAGCUACCUACGUCCAAGUCCCUUCCCAAGGUGAUGAUCCCCCUGAGCAGCAUUCCAACGUACAACGCCGCCAUGGACUCCAACAGCUUCCUCAAAAACUCUUUCCACAAGUUCCCCUACCCCACCAAAGCCGAGCUCUGCUACUUGACCGUGGUGACGAAGUACCCAGAAGAGCAGCUGAAGAUCUGGUUCACUGCCCAGAGGUUGAAGCAGGGCAUCAGCUGGUCACCGGAGGAGAUUGAAGAUGCCAGGAAGAAGAUGUUCAACACCGUUAUUCAGUCUGUGCCACAACCCACCAUUACGGUUUUGAACACGCCGCUGGUUGCAAAUCCCGGGAGCGUCCCCCAUCUUAUUCAGGCGACUUUACCCGGACACGUGGUGGGGCAGCCGGAGGGGACGGGGGGGCUGCUGGUCACGCAGCCCAUCAUGGCAAAUGGGUUGAAGGGCACCAGCUCUUCCUUCACCUUGGCGGUGACUUCUGUCCCCAAGCCACAGCCGGCGGCGCAGCACAGCACGGUGAGCUCCAGCACCGCGUCGGGGGUGAAGGUGGUCAACAGCGGACAGUCGCUGCUCACCGCCUGCCCGGCCAUCUCCUCGCAGACCUUCCUGGAUCCCAACGUCUACAAAAACAAGAAGUCCCAUGAGCAGCUCUCAGCCUUGAAAGGCAGCUUCUGCAGAAACCAGUUCCCUGGCCAGGCUGAAGUCGAGCGGCUGACAAAAAUCACGGGCCUUUCCACCAAGGAGAUUCGAAAAUGGUUCAGCGAUAGGAGGUACCACUACAGGAACGUGAGAGGCGGCCGGGCCGUCUUCCCUGGAGACAGCGCUCUGGAUUCCCUGCCCGAAAUAUCCUUUGACGUCUCGCCCAGAGGAGCCGAGCUGAGCCCGGCGGCGGCCGUGGCCGCACCGGUGCCUCACCACCCACCGCGGCGGCAGUCAUGGCACCAGGCGCCUGACUUCACGCCCACCAAGUACAAAGAGCGGGCGCCGGAGCAGCUCAAGGCCCUGGAAAGCAGUUUUGCCCAAAAUCCUCUUCCUGCGGAGGAAGAGGUGAACCGCCUGAGGGGGGAAACAAAGAUGACGCGGAGGGAGAUUGAUAGCUGGUUCUCAGAGAGGAGGAAGAAGAAGGUGGCAGAGGAAAAUAAGAAAGUGGAGGAGGCGGCUCGGCAGGAGGAGGAGGAGGUGGAAAAUGGUGCUGGGGAAGGGGAAGACUCCUCAGAUGAGCUGAGGGCCGCAGGCGAAAAUGGUUCGGUCGACGCCUCUGGCAACAACCCGAACUCAGUGGAGCGGAAAGUCAGUCCCAUCAAAAUCAACCUGAAAAACCUCCGAGUGACUGAGUCUAAUGGCAAAACCGAGUUACCUGGGGCCGGUGCAACUGAGAAAGGGGAUGGCAGCUCCAGCCGGCCACCCACCCCUCCGAAAACCAAACUGAACUUUAAAAAAACGGCCCAGCAGCGGCAUCUGCUGAAGCAAAUGUUCGUGCAGACCCAGCGGCCCACGAACCAGGAGUACGACGCCAUCGUUUCCCAGACGGGCCUGCCACGGGCCGAGGUCAUUCGCUGGUUUGGGGACAGCCGGUAUGGCUUCAAGAACGGGCAGCUGAAGUGGUAUGAGAACUACAGGCGGGGGGUUUUCCCCCCGGGGCUGGUGGAGGUCAGUCCUGCUGGCCGGGAGGUGCUGGAGGACUACUACGAGAAGCACAAGGGGCUGCGGGAGGAGGACCUGCCCGGCCUCUGCGAGCGCUCCCACCUCAGCGCCCAGCAGCUCAAGGUGUGGUUUGCGGUGAAGGCAGAGGAGGAGAGCAGGGCUGCCGUCCCCGAGGAGGCUUGCGCUGGCCAAGCGGCGGCCAGCCGGAAAGGGCCAUGCGAGGCUGGCUCGGAGGUGUCGGAAAGCAACGAGUCCUGGGAGCCGGGCGGCCAGGAAGGCAGCGCCGGGACCCCCGACGCCCCCGGCCCCCCGCCCGCCGCGCGGCUCGAAACAGACUGAACUCAAACCAUCAGCCCCGGAGGAUUCGCUUUUACCCUUGAGAAGGAAUUUUUGGUCUUGAAGAAACCCAUGGGCCGGCCUGAUCCAAACCUCAGGAGCAGGACGUGGUGAUAAAGCACUGCCAUAAAUGAGACCUUUGAGCACAGCACACGAGAGAGCACGCGUGCAAAAACUGGGCACUUAGUGCCGAGCUCUCGGUGGCCCGGCAGAGGAGAUGGCUGAGAGCUGGUGGAGGCAAGGGCUCAGCUCACACCCAGGAAAUAGGAUGCUCUUGUUUGCUUUUCGGUGGACAGACUUUCAGAUUUCAUAUUCAUAUACCAAUGCCUACAGCUGCCUAUACAAGCAUAACUGAAUCUCAGACAUUGUGUAAACAAGGUCAUUGCUUAGAUAUGGACUAUCAUGGCACAGUACUUCUUCCUUUUUUCUUUUUUUUUUUUUUUUUUUUUUUUUUUUUGUCUGUCCGUUAAGGUGUUUGUUCUCUAAAGGUUGGCAUGGCUGCAUAUAUCCUCUCUGCCCUUUCUGGUCCUUAAGCCCUGGAAAUGAAGGGCUUUGCAGGCACACAAGCGUGUUAUGUGUGUGUUAGGAAAGGAAAGGUAUCUGAGAAGAAAACUGCCAGUCUUGCAUUAAAGUCCAGUGGGUGUUGAGUGAGAUUUUCAUCCCUACAGAUGAGGUUAGUUUUAGCAUUGCAUACUCUCCCAUAAGUAGCAGGUUCCCAGACCCAGACAACCCAGGAGAUGGAGUUUGGUGCCAUUUGUCCCUUGCUGGCUAGAAUAUUUUCCUUGCGCUCCUGGAGACUGACUGUAGCAGGCUAUUAAAUCUCCAAGUCUCCCUUUAAUCACUGAGAAGUAGCACAUAAUAAUUUUUCCAUCCUGACCUGGAAUCCUUUUCAUUGUUCAGAGAGAACAAGCUGUUCUUCAGAGAACAAAUGCAGAGAAUAUGCAGCGUUGGUGUGAGUGGUUCAAGUCAUUGUUGUCUCCAAGGGAUCCGUGAGGCAGCAGCUCUUCUGCAAUCAGGAAGUUUCCCUCUUGCAGCCCUACAUGACAGCUCCUCCUGCAGCAGCACUCCUAACUUGAAGUGUUUGCUCCAGUCUUUUUUUUUUUUGUCGUAUUUUUUUUUUCCCCAGUCCAUCUGCAAUAGUUCUGGCGAAACAGCAAAAUAAAUUUCCCAGUUAACCUUCCUGCUUCCCAGUACCUGUGCAUUUUUAAUGUGCCCUUCUUGUCUUGGGUGGUUGCUGUGUGAUGCAACUGCUUGAAGAUUGUUUUAAUAUUCUUUUCUAAUAGAAAACAAGGUCUAGAAGGGAAACUCUUGAGCUGAAUAAUCCAGCCAAAUGCUGUGUCAGACCAUUCUGUCACAAACUAAUCGAAUCCCAGCUCAAAAUUGGUUCCAUGUCUUGCCUUCACUUUUGCGCUUGGAAGACUAUCCCAGAACUUCACUGCCUUUGAAUGGUUAGAAACUUUAUUUAAAUUUCUAGUUUGAAUUAAUUCGUGGCCGGUUCAUUCCUGGUUUGUUUUGGAGCCAACAUUGUCCUUUAACUUAAAUAGUUUUUGGUGUUUAUCCGCUGAUGUAUUUAUGGAGAGUAGUCAUAGCUCCUUAUUUUUGCCAAGCUAGCUCAGCCAGGCUGUUUCAGUAGAAGGUUUUUAUUUAGUGAGAGCUUUUUAAUGUGGGAGACUUUAUUGUUGGUGGUAAAUGAUAUUUAUUAGAAGGGUGGGUAGCAAGCCCCAAAGGAUCGGAUCCAGAGAUUUACAAAAAAAAUCUGGUUUAAAAACAAAAAAGCUCUUUCAGAACCUCUUCCAAAGAUGGUGUCUGAUUUCUACCUUUAAUUGCCCUUGUUUUUCCAAUUCUUUCUUCCUCCCUUCUUUAAGAGGCUGCCUUGCUCAACUACUAGGAGGGAUUUUAUCUGCUCAGCACUUUGCAAGAGAGGGGGGGCUUCCUCUUGCCUGGUGGUACGUGCCUUCGGGGUAGGUGCCAGCGCCUGAGCUCGCGUACCUCCCCUGGCACACGGUGUAACCCCCCGUGGCUGAGUGCAAGCACCUGCUUCAGAAGAUGACCUGCACCCUAAAGAGAGCUGGGGCGACGCGCUCAUAUGCAGACACCCGCUCCCUUGGCAGUCAGACGAACCUUCCCCAAAACGCUGCGAGCACGGGUGUGUCGACCCGUAGCACCCUGCUGACACAGGCUCCCUGAAUUUCUUUCUCUUUAGAAGCGCUAUUGCUGGUCAUGGCGUGGUUGGAGGCAUAAUCGGCAGCCAUCCCACCUCAGCCUUGUGUCUGCUCAGCCAGGCAGCAUCCCUGCGGCUCUCCACCAGGAAAACAGGGGCGGCCACACGACAAAGACAGCCAGAGCCCCAGGGGUUCACCCUCGCGGGUGCCAUCCUGCGCACCCCAAAAUGUCACAGGUGAUGGGGGAAGCUGGGUGGCCCUAGAGCCAGAGGUAGCAGAUGUGGGAGUUGUGCGGCCCGAGAGUGUGAGUGUAUGUACGGUGUUACCUUCAGAGAACAAAUACAGGUAGAUCAUUUACUCUCUAGUGUCUAUGUACAUGCAGGUUUAUUUAAGUACACAUAUAUACAGUUCAGAUAUGCCAUUGAUUCUUUAUUGCAUUAAGAUGUACAUUAAAAAUGUACACUUUUACUAACUACUUGCUAUAUAAAUAUGUUGGAAGUGUAGUUUGCCCGUUCAAGGUGAUUUUCUGUGGGAUUUUUGGUGUACACUUUAAGGCCUAUGGCUAAUUGGAAGAGUGAUCCCCACUCCAUCUACAGAAAUGCUUAAGGACUAUAGUAUGAACUGGUCCCUUCAAACCAUUUUUCCAUGCACUAGCUGAAAUAUUUUGCACUUGGAUUGUAUUUGGCCAGUUUUCCAGAAAAAUUGAAAAGAGAAGUCUUGUGAGCUAGAGGGAGAAUUUCCCGGUGUACACAGAAAAAACAGCCUUGAGGGUUGGAAGCUGCUGAGGUUUUUGAGCUUUGUCUCCAUGCAUUCAUACAAGCACAGCAGGAGUUUUCUUUCUUUUGGGUCAGAGGAAUUUUAAAAAGUGGUUCCAUGCAGACUCCCCUCGGACGCGGUGACCGGGCUGGCAAAGCACUUUGCGUGGGGAGGGUAAGAUUGAGAGACAAAAACUUCAAAAAGUAAUCGAGUUCCCUUUCUAACUCCCACAUUCCUUGUUAUCUUCCUUUUUUUAGUUGACUUGAAAUCUCCAUGGAAGUAUAAGCUGAAGGAUUUUUGAGGGUUUAGCUCUGUGGUCCUCUGUUUCCCCAUUGCGUUGUUUUUUGAAGCUGAGGAGAAGCAGGUGCCACCUCCAAGUAGACUCAGGUUCUGGUGCAGGACAUUAAAAUAUGUUUGCAUCUGGAACUGAAAGGAAUAAUUGAGAGGUGGCUUGAGAGUCCCAGCAGCAGUUCCUCUGGUGUUAAGAGGAAGCAUCACCGCAGUUCUACACAGCGUGUGCGAAUGUUUAUCAUCAUCUAAUCAAAGAUGACUGUCUUGACUUGAAAGGAGGGGUGGAAGUUAGAAGUCGCGUAGCCAGCAUCAGGAAGGAAGGGAAAUAAAUUCUUCACCUCCGUCUGCUGUGUGUGAGCUUGGGCUUGACAGGCACAGUAGUAACCGUCGGUUUUAAUCCCCGUGAAUCUUGUUACUUAUGUCUCUGAGGCUGCUUAGAUUAAGGGCACAAUCCAGUUGCUUAAUAACCCGAAACCCUGAUUUGUGCCGUACCUGGCUCGCUCAUGUGAAGGGCUGCUGGUUCUCCUCAUGCAAGGAACAGUUUCUUUAUUCAUUAUCAGCAGGCCCUGCCGUGAGAUUCCUAGACAUGGCUCUGUGUUUCAUUUGGGUAGCUUAUUUUUCAGCUCCUUAAUUAGCAUCCUGGAAUUUUUUUUUUUUUUUUUAGCAGAACACUAAACAAACCAUGAUUUACAGGCUCCUAUUUCCACUUGCCUGAGAGCUGAGCGCCGCUGCACGUCAGGCCUGCAGCCACGGCGAGAGGAAUGGGGGCAGGUGCUUGCUUCGAUGUACGGCCCGCAGAGCUCCAACCACAGGUAUAUUUAGUGCAGCUGCGUGUCCCCUCCCUGCCAGGGGCUUGCGUUGGUCACCAGGAGAAGCCACCAGCAAAAGCGGUAGUUGCUGGCAGCUGUGAUGAGAAACCCCAUGGUCAGCCCACAGCUGAACCUUCACCUGCCUGGGCGACGAUCACACAGAAGCUGGAGCUGCAAGAUAUCUGGUCGGUUAAUCUUUGCUAGGUGUCCCCUGUCUGUUCAGGAGGAAGAGGAGGAUGUAGAAGGCUGGGUUUCCAUUUAGAGUUUUGAGUAUAUAUAUUUUAUUUUUUUUUUAUGAGAAGCAACAAUUUUUGAUCACAGGUAGAAGUGUUGUUUUCUGUCUUCCCUGCAACCCCCUCUCUUAGCAAUCUCAUCAGAAGGGGAUGUUUGGAAGCUGAGUUGCUGGGAAUCAGAAGAGAAAGAUGAUUUUCAGCACUUUGGCACAAAUCGGAAAGUUAACAUGAUGCUGCACCUUCCCGUCAAGUUGUUAGUAAAAUGCUUGUAAACUUCUCUCUCCUGUUGCCCGGAUAAUUUUGGCUUUGCUCUUUUCAAAUCAAAUCGGUGGCCUGACGUGAUUGAGCUCACUGCAGUAGCCUUUUUUGUAAUUUCUCAGUUGAUCACAAAACCAGCAGGGUAAGAUUAGGCAACACUACAAAUGGAGGGCAGGGCGGGUGAGACACUUGCAAGCUGUACCUUUUUUUUUUUUUGCAAGUUUAGUUUCUGCUGUAUCUUUUACUGGCAGUGGUCCCUGCCGGGAAUGCUGGAUUGGCAUGGCAAAACUUUAAAGCAGAGCAAGGGAGCUCUGUUACCUAAGCAGUGAUUUAUUUUAUUAUUAUUUUAUUUUAUUUUCUUGUUAUUGCCUGUUCCAGUAAAGAGUGCUCUGUUGGCUGAUGUUGGCCAUAUUUUGAUGGCACAAUUAAAGCCACGGUUUUUUUUCCCCUGUCCUGAUGGAGGGUGGUAUCAGGAGGACUCUUGCUUACUGGUGCUAGCGAAGGUUGGGCUAGGAAUCCAUGGCAUAGAAAACUUCUUGCUAAAAAUUGCACUUUCUCUCUGCCCCAUCUGGCUCGUGGUGGUGUUAUGGGUACGUGGCUGUGAUUCCCCUUGCACAUACUAACAUUGCACUAAAAGAGAGACUUUGGGAACAGCGUGUUGAUCACUUUGUUUCUCAGCAGACCACAAAGUCAGCCUAAUGGGGUCUCUUUUUUUUUUUUUUUUUUUUUUAAUUAUU